AUGAACUCCAUCUACAUCCCGUGCAUACAAGGGCUUCUCUCGCUCGACUGCUGUGUGGGGAUCAUAGGAGGACGACCAAAACACUCUGUCUACUUCAUUGGCUUCCAAGAUGACAAGCUGAUUCAUCUCGACCCUCACUACUGCCAAUCUGCACAGAUCCUGGAGGAUGGCGACGACCCCUGUCAGUUUGAUACCAAGACUUACCACUGCCCCACCCCCCGUAAAAUAUUGGCCAAUAAAAUGGACCCUUCCUGCACCAUUGGGUUCUACUGUAAAGGGCUGGCAGAGUUCCAUGCUCUGAGAGAAGAGGCAGAGAAAGUGCUCGCUCCUCCAAAGCAGAAAGUGCAAAGGUGUGUACCCUUUUUCACCUUCAUGGACAAGAGCAUCGGGGAGACCAUCGACACAUCUGUUGACAUGCAGCUGGGCUCUCUCUCGGGCAACGACCUAUUACUACAUGCCGACGAUUUUGACAACCUCGAAUUUCAUUCCACUUCAGAUGAUGAGGAUUUUGUGGUGGUGGAUUGCAAGGCUCCAACGCAGCGGAGUUUUAGUGAUCCCGGAUCAACUAAUAAUAGUACCACUCGUAUAGUGCCUGGAACUAGUCGAACACUGUCGGAAAUUAACACACCAUCGAGGGACGAUUCAAGCAAACCUAUAGACACUAGCUAUACUGUCCUCAUCCCUUGA
Halichondria panicea is the source of this 687-nucleotide messenger RNA. Its product is annotated as cysteine protease ATG4C-like. The coding region runs from base 1 to 687 and encodes 228 amino acids. The transcript is spliced from 5 exons. Lineage: Eukaryota; Metazoa; Porifera; Demospongiae; Suberitida; Halichondriidae. The record is from RefSeq and is a predicted model, not a curated record. Gene Ontology annotation, molecular function: protein-phosphatidylethanolamide deconjugating activity.